AUGUCUUUAUCGCGACUAGAUUCCCUUCCAAAAAGUGAGCCACAGCUUACCAAAACUAAUAACAAAAGAAUCACAAAACGAAACAAUCAUUCAAGAUAUAAUUUCGAUUCAUUACCUUCGAUUUCCAAAUGUCCUAUUGAUGAUAAUGACAGCGCAAAUGCAGAUGACCAAUUCUUACUUCGCGAAACUUCUGAUCCUAAGUUCUCGCAAAAACCACUUUGUGAUCGUUGUGACGUGUCAAAAGAACGAGUGAAAACUCUUAAUGAAAGCUUUGGAAAAAUUGAGGCUAUAAUGGAUGCGUUAGCCAAAACUACUACUGGAGCUGAAUCGUUAAAGAAUCAUGCGGCAAUGCAUGAAGGAUAUUAUCCAGAUAAAUCCGAUGAGGAAGAGCAGAGUAAAAAUUUUAAUCAAGAUUUUUCUAAUUGUAGUUUUGAAGAUUUGAAGAAUCUUGCUAACCUUGCAUACAAUAAGUGCGCCGAGGAUCUAUUAGCGUUAGAUUCUCAGCACAUUAUCCCUAUUGUGAGUGAAGCUGGUCUGCAAAAGCAUUCACUUGAACAUACAGAAUCUACCUGUAGGAAUAUUAUUUCAAAUGAAAAGAAUGCAGGUCAAAUGAUGGAUCUCAGAACUUUUGCUAUUCCAGUACAGCAACCGAUAUUCUUGAGUCAAUAG
Messenger RNA from Ambispora leptoticha, 669 nucleotides. The record is from the annotation of a GenBank genome assembly. NCBI's taxonomy places the organism in Eukaryota, Fungi, Glomeromycota, Glomeromycetes, Archaeosporales, Ambisporaceae.